UGGCCUCGAACUCACAGAGAUCCGCCUGCCUCUGCCUCCCGAGUGCUGGGACUAAAGGCGUGCGCCACCAACGCCCGGCUGGGCAACAUCUUUUUAUCAUGAGGAAAAUAUUAGUGAGAUGGAUUUGUCUACGUAACAUCUCCUGUAGACUUGCACUUAAGGUCUGUGGAGUGUGAUUCUUUGGUUGUUACCAUUUCCAUUAUUCUUUGGUGAAACUUUCCUCCUGAGUGCUGAAGACUAUGCUAGUGGCCAAAGUAAUCUUUCUUACUUACUGUCAAGACCAAUAGUACAACUGAUCCUCAGGUGUCACGGGGCUUGAGAGGACCCUCAGUCUCCUACAACCUUUUGUACCACUUGUCCAUCAAUAUGAGGAUGAGUCAAAGCCUUGCUUGGCAAACUGUGGUUUCCUUUGAAAUCUGGAUUGACCCUCCUUUUGGUAGACUUGACAAUGUUUUGAAUUCAUUGAAUGGGGUUUUCCUGCUCUCCAAAUUUACAGUCUGUCAAUCUCUGUCAUGUUUCUCAAUAUAAUCCUGCAUAUUCUCAAUCUAAAUAGAAGUUGAACAUGAAAUGACUCAGACUGAAUUCCCCUUUUAGAGAUGACUUUUUGUAAGUCAGACAGCCUAGUUAGAAAAGGUACGGUAUAGUUUAUCAUAUGCAAUAUGGGAUUAAGUAUUCAUAGUUUAGUGACUAUAGGGCACCAAAAAAAAUCUAAAUUAACUAAUAAUGAGAUAGUAUUAGGAUGUUCUUUUCCUAAAGCUUGUUUAUUUCAAAGAACACAGAAAAUGAAAGUACAGCGUGGGUUCCCAGGACAUCAAGUGUGGACGUCAAAGUGGAGCAGAAGAGCCCAGUGUCUUUGGAAAACAACAGGUGUGGACGUUCCCAGACAGGGUCGGGAGCAGGACAUGAGGUUUCCAUCACUGCGGUGAAACACCAUGACCAAACAGCAAGCUGUCAGAGGAAGCCGCUCAUUUGCCUUACACUUGCAUGUGGUUCUUCAUCUUUGAAGGAAGUGAAGACAAGAACUUACGCUUGUAUCACUAUGCAUCAAAGGAAGUCAGGACAGGAAGUGAAACAGGGCAGGAACCUGGAGGCAGGAGCUGAUGCAGAGGCCAUGGAGGGUGCUGCUUGCUGGCUCGCUCCCCAUGGCUUGCUCAGCUGCUUUCUUACAGAACCCAGCACCAGCCCAGGGAUGGCAUUGCCCGCAGGGGGCUGGGCCCUCUCUGUCAGUCACUAAGAAAAUGCCCCACAGUUUGCCUACAGGUGGGUCCUAUGGUAGCAUUUCCUCAGUUGAGUCUCCCCCUCUCAGAUAACUAACCUGUAUGAAGCUUGCAUAAAACUAACCAGUGUACUUUGGAUUACAGGUGGUAACAUUCUCCCUACCUUCCUAUAUUUUUUUAAAUUUUUUUCUUCCUUCUUUUUUUUGGUUUCCUGAGAGAGGGUCUCACUAUAUUAACAACCUUAGCUGUCCUGAAACUCUCACUGUGGACGAGUCUGGCCUCAAACUCCCAGCCUCCCGAGUGCUGGGAUUAAAGGACACAGUGACCUAUGAGGAUGUGCAUGUGAACUUCACUCAUGAAGAGUGGGCUUUGCUGGAUCCUUCCCAGAAGAGUCUCUACAAAGAUGUGAUGCUGGAGACCUAUUGGAAUCUCACUUCUAUAGGCUACAAAUGGGAAGAUCAGAAUAUUGAAGAACAUUGUCAAAGUUCUAGAAGACACGAAAGGUAUUUCAUCUGUCCCUCUGGAUACAAACCAUGUGAACAUAAGGGAUAUGAAAAGAAGCAAUGUACCUCUCUCUCUCCUACAACUGUUAGAAGAUAUGUAGUAGUCCCCACUAUGAGUAGACGCGGUGAAUGUGAUACAAACUUGCGGUUAAUUGGUUAUCCAACUACACUGGGAAUACAUCAACAAACUCACAAUGUAAAAGAGCCUUGUGAGUACAAGGAAUGUGAGAAUUCUUCUGUCUGUAUUGGUUCACUUUGCAUGUGGAGUGUGACUCCCGGUAUAGAAAAAUGCUAUGCAUACAAUCAGUAUGGUAAAAUACUGAGUUCUUCCAGUUCUGUUCAAAAAUGUGAUAAAAUUCAUAUGGGAAAUAUAAGUGACAAAUGUGAGUCAUCUACUAAAGGCUUUAACCAUCACAGGUAUCUUCAGACACACAAAAGAACCCAUCAUAAAGAGGAUCUCUUUGAAUGUAAUCAACAUGAGGAAGACUUUAGAUUUGAUUCCUCUUUACAAUUACAUCAAAGAAAUCAUGUGGAAAUAGAACCCUACAAAUAUAAUCAAUGUGGAAAAGGCUUUGCACAUCACAUUUGCUUUCAAGUACAUAGAACUCAUACUAAUGAGCAACCAUGUAAAUGUAAUCACUGUGGUAAAGCCUUUGCAAGUAGCCAUAAUCUCAAAAUACAUGAAAGAAUCCAUACUGGAGAGAAACCCUACAUGUGUGUUCAAUGUUGUAAAGCCUUUGUAAAUCGCCAUAAUCUUAAAGUACAUGAAAGAAUUCAUACUGGAGAGAAACCCUAUAUAUGUGAUCAAUGUGGUAAAGCCUUUGUACAUUUAACUAGUCUUCGAAACCAUGAAAAAACUCAUACUGGAGAGAAACCCUAUGUAUGUAAUCAAUGUGGUAAAGCUUUUGCCUGUCGUAGCAAUCUUAAAAUACAUGAAAGUGCUCAUACAGGAGUGAAACCCUAUAAAUGCAGUCAAUGUGGUAAAGCCUUUGCACAUAACAUUUAUCUUCAAAGGCAUGAAAAAAGUCAUACUGGAUACAAACCAUAUGGAUGUAAUCAAUGUGGUAAAGGCUUUACACAAUUCAAUCGUCUUCAGAAACAUUUCAAAAAUCAUACUGGAGAGAAACCCUAUAAAUGUAAUCACUGUGGUAAAGCCUUUGCAAGUCACAGUAAUCUUCAAACACAUGAAAGAACUCAUACUGGAGACAAGCCCUAUGUAUGUAAUCAAUGUGGUAAAGCCUUUGUAAGUUGCCGUAAUCUUCAAAUACAUGAAAGGACUCAUACAGGAGUGAAACCAUAUAGAUGUAAUCAGUGUGGUAAAGCCUUUGCACAUUUCACUAGUCUUCGAAAUCAUGAAAAAAUUCAUACUGGAGACAAGCCCUAUGCAUGUAAUCAAUGUGGUAAAGCCUUUGCAUGUCGUAGUAAUCUUAAAAUACAUGAAAGUGCUCAUACAAAAGUGAAACCCUAUGAAUGCAAUCAAUGUGGUAAAGCCUUUGCACAUGUCAUUUAUCUACAAAGACAUAAAAGAAGUCAUACUGGAUACAAACCAUAUGAAUGUAAUCAGUGUGGUAAAGGCUUUACACAAUCCAAUUGUCUUCAGAAACAUUUCAAAAACCAUACUGGCGAGAAACCCUAUGAAUGCAGUCAGUGUGGUAAAACAUUUGCAAGUCGCAGUAAUCUUCAAACACAUGAAAGAACUCAUACUGGGGACAAACCCUAUGUAUGCACUCACUGUGGUAAAGCCUUUGUAAGUCACCGUAAUCUUCAAACACAUGAAAGGAUUCAUACUGGAGAGAAACCCUAUGUAUGUGAUCAGUGUGGUAAAGCUUUUGCACAUUUCACUAGUCUUCGAAAUCAUGAAAAAAUUCAUACUGGAGACAAGCCCUAUGUAUGUAAUCAAUGUGGUAAAGCCUUUGCAUGUCGUAGUAAUCUUAAAAUACAUGAAAGUACUCAUACAGGAGUGAAACCCUAUGGAUGUAAUCAGUGUGGUAAAGUCUUUGCACAUAUCAUUUAUCUUCAAAGGCAUGAAAGAAGUCAUACUAGAGAUAAACCAUUUAAAUGUACUCAGUGUGGUAAAGGCUUUACCCAAUUCAAUCGUCUUCAAAAACAUUUCAGAAGUCAUACUGGCGAGAAACCCUAUGAAUGUAGUCAGUGUGGUAAAACAUUUGCAAGUCGCAGUAAUCUUCAAACACAUGAAAGAACUCAUACUGGGGACAAACCCUAUGUAUGCACUCACUGUGGUAAAGCCUUUGCCAGUCGCCGCAAUCUUCAAACACACGAAAGGAGUCAUACUGGAGAGAAACCCUAUGUGUGUGAUCAGUGUGGUAAAGCCUUUGUAAGUCGCAGUAAUCUUAAAAUACAUGAAACUAUUCAUACUGGAGAGAAACCCUAUGUGUGUAAUCAAUGUGGUAAAGCCUUUGCACAUAUUGUUUAUCUUCAAAGGCAUGAAAGAAGUCACAGUGGAGACAAACCAUAUAAUUGUAAUCAAUGUGGUAAAGCCUUUGCAAGUCACAGAAACCUUCAAAUACAUGAAAGAAUUCAUAUUGGAGAAAAACCCUGAGUGUAAUUGAUGCACUAAAACUUUGCAGGUCAGGAUAAUCUUCAAGCAUAUCAAAGAAUAAUGAGAAAUCCUACAAAUGCCAAUGUGGUAAUGCCUCUUUAUGUUACAUCUACUUCAAAGACAUAAAGAAUUAUUCCUGGAGAGACACACCAUGAAUCUAGAAAAUUUAGUAAAGCUUUGCAUGGUCUCACUGGUGCUCAAAUGGGGGUAGUAGCACCAUUCCAUCGGCCAAACAGUAUCUUUUUUUUUUUUUUUUUUUUUUUUUUUGGUUUUUCG
Molecule: messenger RNA, 4556 nt
Organism: Mesocricetus auratus (golden hamster)
Lineage: Eukaryota; Metazoa; Chordata; Mammalia; Rodentia; Cricetidae
Product: zinc finger protein 665-like
Exons: 5
Coding region: 1626-4280 (884 amino acids)
Biological process (GO): regulation of transcription by RNA polymerase II
Molecular function (GO): DNA-binding transcription factor activity, RNA polymerase II-specific; RNA polymerase II cis-regulatory region sequence-specific DNA binding
Source: RefSeq, a predicted model, not a curated record